UGCUGUUUGGCGCUUGUCGGUUGCCGUCGUGGCCGGGUUCGCCCUGUUGAUAUGCUGGAAGCAAUGGUGGUUGUCUUGUCAGUCGAUUCGCAGUUACUGCCAUGGUCGGAUUGAAUUUUUCGUCCUGUCACUGUUGAUUGUUUCUUGAAAGGCGUCUGUGGUGCGAUGGGACCUGUCUAGUGCGUGAAAUUCCCCAAAAUUGUGUAUGUGUGCAUCGUCUGGGAAAAAGAAAAGCUGUGACCCUCUUGAAUGGAUAUUUGUGUUACGUUUAGCGUUUUGUGAAGAGGCAUUAUGGCCUAAAGAGUUGUCCUAAUUGAGGAAACUUCUAUUUUUGUUUUGUUGUGGUGGAACUAUAUACUUUACGAGCAUCAACAUUUUUAUCUGUUUAUUUGGGCAAACUAAAUCAAGCUGCCUUCGAGUGGAACGCUUCGUUGUUGAUUCUUUUGUUAGUACGUUCCCCCGUUAAUUCUGACAUCGUUUGUCUGCAGAGGGUCUCAUGAGGAGUGAAAGAUGCUGUGACGUUGUACUUUAGCAAUAAUUACCAAAUCAAACCACCGAAAGAAACAACGAAUUCUCAGAGGAUAGAUUUACAAUUACUUACCGCUUCGAAGAAUUACACUACUAGUAUUCAUCUUCAACAGCCAUCGAAUAAUUUCAUCGAGUCCGAGACCGAGCUACGUGCCACAUUAGCUAGAGUCUGUUUCACUGCCAACAUCACCUUGUUAGAACAGAUCCCCUCUUUCCCAUACCUGCCAUCAUCACUAAACAAGUCAUCAAAAUUGCUUCCCCAACACCAUCGUCGGAGGCUUCACCAGCCACAGCAGAGCCCGAUUCGGGCCCCGUCAAAAUGCGUCUGAAAGGCGCGCGAAAAAGCUUCAGACGGCACAGAGGCAAGCAUGGAAUGGAGUUUCCCCAACCCAGUGAGGUAACCGAGGCAUCGCUGGAACUAUGGCGAACCCUCCCAACCAAGAUCCGGCAGGACCCGAGCAUGGUGUCGUUCCAGCAGGUUGAACUCGAACACUCCCGGCUGCAUGCCAGCAUACAUGGAUAUUCGCGGGGUCCAAGUCCCGUCGAGGCUCAUUUUUGUGAAGGUGAUGAUCAUGAGGAUUCUUUCCCGGAAAUUCAACCGAUGGAUGACGACGAGGUCGAAGAGGAAGCGGACGAGGAAGACGAUGAGGAUAACGGAAACGAAUUCAUCACCAUCAAUGUCACCAACGAACAGGGCGAAAACAAGGAACUGGAGCACAUCAAGGAGAAGAAGGAUAUCCCCAAACCACACGUACACCACCUGGUAGGCCAUUUCAUCGGAAACAUCACCCCACCGAAACACGAGGACAUCGACACCGGGCAGAACCACCUGGAUGAUGAGUAUCCUUUCCGCAAGUAUUCCAAGAUCAUCUGCCUGUUCAUCACGUGGAUGGUGAUCAUGGUCUUUUUGGUGGCGAAGGAUGAAAAAAUGGUCCACCCCAAACAACUGUCGAUCCAGGCCGGAAAAACUAGAAGUUACAUCUUGCCCGAGUUACCGCUCAGUUCGAAGGUUAACUUUUACUUCGAGGGCACCUUUUCCGGGGAGCCGUACAGCAACAUUACCGAGCACUAUUUGACUAUUUAUUUGCAAUCGCUCACGUCAACUUUGGAGGGAAAUGAAACUGAACUGUUAAACUCGGGAUCGGUACAUAACAUUAGCGAUACGUGGCAUGUUCCGAUCGUGCAUCCGUAUCUGUUUGACAGUGCACCGAUCCUCAGAAAGCAGCAUAGUUUCGAUAUCAGUGACAAUAAUUAUGAACGAAUCCACACCAAGAGAAGUGCGGUUCGUUUGAUGCUGAAGAGCAAUGUUAAGGCGAGUGUUCCGAUCGCAAUGAGGUACGAUCAUAGCCCUGUGAAUCGGGAUAUUGGGGUAAUCUACGCAGCGUUUGUGUUGAUUUUCAUGUACGCGUUGAUCAUCUGGGAGGUGGUUCAUCGGACGUUUGCAGUGGUGAUUGCUUCGACCCUGGCCAUCUCCAUCCUGGCAGCACUAGAUGAUCGGCCGACGAUGGAGGACAUUGUGGGGUGGAUCGACGUGGAGACGAUUUUGCUGCUAUUUUCGAUGAUGAUACUGGUGGCGAUUUUGGCCGAGACGGGUAUCUUUGACUAUUUGGCUGUUUAUAUUUUCAAGAUUACCAACGGAAAAAUCUGGAGCCUCAUCCACUGUUUAUGUAUAUGUACAACGCUAAUCUCCGCUUUCCUAGACAACGUGACUACGGUGCUUCUGAUGGCUCCUAUAACCAUACGAUUAUGCGAAGUUAUGGAUAUGAAUCCGGUACCGGUGCUGAUGGCCAUUACCGUCCACGCCAACAUCGGUGGAACAAUGACUCCGGUUGGAGAUCCACCAAACAUCAUCAUCACGUCGAACCAAUAUAUUUUGAAACACGGUGUUACAUUUCUGACGUUUACUGCACAUAUGACGGUCGGCGUGAUCAUCGUGGUCAUUGCAACGAACAUCCACUUGCGGUUGAAGUACAAGAACAUCAACAACCUCCGAAUGCACGAACCGAAGGAGAUGAAAGAACUGAGACGCAACAUCAAGGCUUGGGAAAGGGCUGCUGGUAAAAUUCCGCCGUACUCUAAAGAUGCCAACAUCGUGCGGGAAACGCUAAUGAAGAAGGUCCGAUUGCUGCGCCAUGAGUUGAAAAAGAAAAUGACCAAGGGGUGUGUUCCGCAAGAAAUCUACCGAUCCACAUUAGAAGAACUCCAGAAGGAGCAUCCAAUCAAGAACAAGGGCUUGCUGAUCAAGUCUGGGGUGGCGUGCGCUUUCAUCAUCUCCUUGUUCUUUGUCGAAUCGAUUCCAGAGCUGCGGCGGAUGUCUUCAGGCUGGGCAGCACUGCUGGGUGUAAUGCUGUUGCUGAUAAUAUCCGACAAAAAUGACAUGGACGCGAUCCUAUCACGUAUAGAAUGGCCAACACUGCUCUUUUUCGCCGCCAUGUUCACGCUGAUGGAAGCGGUUGAGCGGAUGGGAUUGAUCGAUUGGAUCGGUCAUGCCACGGAAUCAAUAAUCCAGUCGGUAUCGGAGGAUCUACGGCUGACAGUGGCCAUCUUCAUCAUCUUGUGGAUCUCGGCUCUGAUGUCGGCCUUCAUGGAGAGCAUCCCGGUGACAGCCAUGAUGGUUAAGAUUGUGGUGGCUCUGUCAGAGAAAACAACACUUGGACUUCCUUUGCAGCCGCUGGUAUGGGCAUUGGCCUUCGGUCCUUCACUCGGAGGUAACGGAACACUGGUUGGUGCAUCGGCAAACGUUAUUUGCGCUGGCAUUGCGGAACAACACGGCUACAGGUUCAGUUUCAUGGACUAUUUUAAACUUGGAUUUCCCAUUAUGCUGGUCAGCGUGAUAGUAACGACCGGUUACCUAAUCACGGCUCACGUUGUGUUCGCAUGGCAUUGAAAAUGCACUGCUUGAACCUGUUGGAACUGGUUCGAAAACUCCACAACUCAUCACUUUGAUGCCAAGCUAAAAGUGAGCUCUAAUCCAUCCCUGGGAUGAUAAAUCGUUUGUAUUUAUAACUGCAUUAUUAUUCGCUUUACAUAGGAAGUAAGAUCCAAUCUGAAUCAAAAGUGCUAUAGCUUUAUAGAAUUCUAUAUUUCUAUCUGGUUAUGAGAGUAGUUUCAUGUGCGUUAUCAAAACUGUUCGUUUUUGAAUUGUCUCCAUGGAAGUUUUUUCUUUCUCUGUGUCAGUAAAGUUACAUCUAUUUGUCUUGUCAAUCAGAGUAAGUGAAAUUUUUAGUAUGAUACGAAAGUUGUAAUUCGAUAAAACAUGUCAUUCAUUAAAUGGAAAA
Messenger RNA from Armigeres subalbatus, 3806 nucleotides. RefSeq names its product P protein-like. The transcript has 12 exons. The record is from RefSeq and is a predicted model, not a curated record. Gene Ontology annotation, biological process: transmembrane transport. Bases 848 to 3415 code for a protein of 855 amino acids. NCBI's taxonomy places the organism in Eukaryota, Metazoa, Arthropoda, Insecta, Diptera, Culicidae. Gene Ontology annotation, cellular component: membrane.